CAUUCUUAUCAACAGUUGCAUUACAAUAGUGGUCGAAGACUCUGCAAAAGUUAUAUUGAUUGAUUUAAAUUAAAAUGUUAAUAUUAAUAGCAUUAAUUGUGAUUAUAUAUAUUUGGUUAAAAGAACAUUAUUCAUAUUGGGAGAAACGUAAUGUGCCUCACGAAAAACCAACAUAUUUUUUUGGUAAUAUGAAGGGUAUAGGACGGGAAUACCAUUGGAAAGAUAUACAUCAACGUAUAUAUAAUAAGUUUAAAAAUGUGACUCCCGUGGCCGGAUUUUAUACAUUUUUUACGAGAGCUGCCACGAUUUACGAUCUGGAUUUGAUUAAACUUAUACUGAUUAAAGAUUUCACAAGUUUUAGUGCCAAGAAUUUGUUCCACAAUGAACGUGAUGAUCCCUUAACGGGCAAUCUAUUCUUUUUGGAUGGUGAAAAGUGGCGGGUAUUGAGACAUAAGCUGUCCCCGGUUUUCACCACAGGCAAAAUGAAAUUUAUGUUUCCUACAGUGAUUAAAGUGGGAGAAAAAUUACCCUUAGCUUGUGAGAAAUUUCUAGUAGAAUGUGAGGGCAUAAUCGAGGCCAAAGAUUUAUGUGCUCGCUAUACCACCGAUGUUAUAGGAACUUGUGCUUUUGGUAUUGAAUGCAAUAGUUUAGAAGAUCCUCAAGCAGAAUUCAGACAAAUGGGUAGAUUAAUGUUUGAGAAACCACGUCACAAGGGUCUGAUGCAGUCAUUUAUGUUUACCAAUCCCUCAUUGUCCAGGAAACUGAGAAUGAAAAAUUUUCGCGAUGAUGUUAGUGAUUUCUUUAUGAAGGUGGUUAAAGAGACUGUGGACUAUAGAGAAAAGAAUCAAGUCAAACGUAAUGAUUUUUUGGAUAUGCUAAUAGAAAUGAAGGAGCAACGCAAUGAAUUAAUUAAAAACGGUCAAAAAGUAGAUGAAAAUGAUUUGACAAGUGGUCUGAAUAUGGAACAAUUGGCUGCACAGGUUGUGGUAUUUUAUAUAGCCGGUUUUGAUACCUCAUCUACCACCAUGUCUUUCUGUUUAUAUGAACUGGCUCUUAACCAGGAGAUACAAAACAAACUGAGGAAAGAAAUUUCGGAAGUUUUGGUUCAACAUGAUAAUGAAUUAACCUAUGAAAGUCUCAAGGAAAUGAAAUACUUAGAUAUGGUAGUAUCAGAAACUUUGCGCAAAUACUCGGUUGUUCCUCAUAUUAUACGCACCUGUACGAAAGAUUUUCCAGUACCCAAUAGCAAUAUAGUAUUGGAAAAAGGUUUACGCAUUAUUAUACCUUUGGAUAGCAUACAAAAUGAUCCGGAUUAUUUUCCAGAACCAGAAAAAUUUAAACCAGAACGUUUCCUACCCGACGAAGUAGAAAAGCGACAUCCUUGUUCUUACAUACCUUUUGCCGAUGGACCACGCAUUUGUAUUGGUAUGCGUUUUGGUAAAAUGCAAAUAAAAAUUGGUUUAGUGUCUCUCUUGACAAAAUUUCGUUUCGAUAAAUGUGAAAAGACACAGAUACCUCUACGUAUUUCUAAGCUAAAUUUUCUAAUUGGCUCCGAAAGUGGCAUACACUUAAAAGUCGAAAAGUUAUAAGUGGAGUUUAAAAAAACCCCCAUUUUAAAAAGUUAAGUCAUAAAUAUUUCAUAAAAAAAUACCUAAUUUUUGGAAAUUCAUUUAAUUUUUAAUGUAAUGUAUAGAUAUGCAUUUUGAAUACUGAUCAUUUAAAGCUUUAAGUACUUAUUGUUCUCAAUAAAAAUGAAUCAACGUAUUUUAUUUUCAGACAUUA
Molecule: messenger RNA, 1782 nt
Organism: Lucilia cuprina (Australian sheep blowfly)
Lineage: Eukaryota; Metazoa; Arthropoda; Insecta; Diptera; Calliphoridae
Product: probable cytochrome P450 6a13
Exons: 2
Coding region: 75-1589 (504 amino acids)
Molecular function (GO): iron ion binding; monooxygenase activity; heme binding
Source: RefSeq, a predicted model, not a curated record